Messenger RNA from Poecilia latipinna (sailfin molly), 1135 nucleotides. RefSeq lists its product as uncharacterized. Gene Ontology annotation, molecular function: hormone activity. Gene Ontology annotation, cellular component: extracellular region. The transcript has 7 exons. The record is from RefSeq and is a predicted model, not a curated record. Bases 133 to 777 code for a protein of 214 amino acids. NCBI's taxonomy places the organism in Eukaryota, Metazoa, Chordata, Actinopteri, Cyprinodontiformes, Poeciliidae.
GAAAGAGCUGAUGUCACAAGUGGUUUGAGCAGAGAGCUUAUAAACUGUGAUAGCCUGACAAACCAUCAGACUGCUCAACAGACAGACGAGGACGAAACGUUACACCCAGAGGUCAUCAGCAUCAGAAUCACCAUGUAUCACCUGAGAGUGCCUGUGUUUCUCCUGGUGGUUCUUGUGUUGCUCCGCUGCAUCGCAGCCGCUCCAAGCCACAGGAACUUCAGUCCCGGCUCCUCCGACGACGAGGAAGAAAAUGCUCUUCCAGCCAAGGAAGGCCUCACGGGCGCGCGGCUGCAGAGGAGGCUCGCAGCACCAAACAGUAAAAAGCCAGUGUGCCACACAACUACCUGUUUGGCCAAUAGUUUAGCAGAUUUGAUGGGCCAUAAAGGCAAAGGAAAAGGAGACGUGGGCCCGGACUCCUACGGCAAGAGGGACAUUCAGCCUCCCGGCUACCUGCCUUUCUAUUUCAUCCGCCUUAAGUCCAGUGGCAUUUCUCCUGUAAUCACCUGCAGAGUAGGAAUUGGAGAGUCCAGGAACUUCAGUCCCGGCUCCUCCGACGACAAGCAAGAAAAUGCUCUUCCAGCCAAGGAAGGCCUCACGGGCGCGCGGCUGCAGAGGAGGCUCACAGCACCAAACAGGCAUCGGUUACAGAAGCGAACCUGCAACUCGUCUACCUGUUUCACCCAAAAGUUAGGAGAGAUGCUGAUGAAUAAUGUACGUGGUACCCCAAAAACCCCCAUGAACGUGGGCCCAAAGAGCUUCGGCAAGAGGGACAUUUAGCCUCCCGGCUACCUGCCUUUCUAGUACAAACUGGGAGAAUACCCCAGUGACCUAAUGAUCAUGUGUAACGGUGAACGAAUGAAUGACGACUCUGGUUGAUAAAUCACAUCAUAAGAUGAUUUUUUAAAAAUCAUUUUAUAAGCUUCAAGACUACAGUGCCUUUGAUCUAAGCCAUCUGAAUCCCCACAUGUUUUCUUCCAGCUUCGUGAAUCUCGUAAAUCACAGCACUAAUGAAAUGAAGAAAAAUUUUGCUUCUCACAAAAAAAUUCUUGCAGAUUUCUGUUUCAGCACAAUAUGCCAAUUAAAUCAAUAAAAGUAUUUCUUCCUCAACAGGUUGGGGUAGAAAACACAGUGAGCA